AUGACUGAAGCAUGGGUAACAUUGGCAACAUCAGAUGGAUAUGCUAUUGGAGCGCUUGUUUUAGCUCAUUCAUUAAAAAUUCAACAAACGACGAAAAAAUUACAUUGCAUGUUUACACCUGGUGUAUCACAACAUCUUAGGGAUGAGCUUGCUACAACAUUUGAUGCCACCACUAUGGUAAAUAUUUUGGACAGUAAUGAUACCGAAAAUUUACGCUUAAUUGGCAGACCUGAUUUGGGUAUAACUUUCACUAAAAUACAUUGUUGGAGGCUUACACAAUAUACCAAAUGUGUCUUCCUCGAUGCUGAUUGCCUUGUGAUGCAAAAUGCUGAUGAAUUAUUCGAUCAUGAUGAACUUUCUGCUGUAGCAGAUAUUGGUUGGCCGGAUUGCUUUAAUUCUGGUGUUUUUGUUUAUCAACCAUCUGAACAAACAUAUUUGAACAUUUUAAAUUUUGCCCUGGAAAAUGGUUCAUUUGAUGGUGGUGAUCAAGGUUUAUUGAAUGAAUUCUUUAAAGGAUGGCGUGAUAAGCCACCAGCUUUUCGUUUACCUUUCAUUUACAAUAUGACCUAUGGAGCAGUUUAUACUUAUCGAGCUGCUCUCAAAAAGUUUGGUACCCAGGUGAAAAUAGUCCAUUUUCUGGGUUCUGUAAAACCAUGGCAACAAACACCGGAUAGAGUUCAUGUAUCAGAGUAUUUUGAUUACUGGUGGUCAUUGUUUAGAAAUCGAUUGACCUCAAAUGUCAUCGCAUUACAUGUGAGUUCGCCAUAUUUUUCAUCAUCACCUCAAUGUAUCACAGAAAUAAUCCUCAAUACUAUACGAACAUCAGCUACUGCUUCCACAACAACAACUGCAGCAACAACAACAACAACAACAUCCGAUGUUAUAUCUGUUACCAUUCCUUUCAUUUGUGACGAAACUAUUAGUACAAAUGAUCGAAGGAGUAUAUUAUCAUCAGUAUCAUCACACAGCAACCUAUCACCUGAUCCCUUAUGCAUGCGAGUUUUCCGUUGUAAACCACCAUCUUAUGAGAAAUGGAAACUAUUCCGUCAUUCACCCAUUCAUAUCGCUAAGAAGAUGGCGAAUUUUACACUUAUGCCAAGUGUUACAUUUCAAUCUUCAUCACAAACCGAUGAAGAACGUAUGCGAGCUUGGGAAGUUGGACAACCGGAUUAUCUUGGCGCUGAUUCUUUUGCUAAUAUUCAAAAAGCGAUCGAUCAAGCAUUGAAAUAA
Cercopithifilaria johnstoni is the source of this 1230-nucleotide messenger RNA. NCBI's taxonomy places the organism in Eukaryota, Metazoa, Nematoda, Chromadorea, Rhabditida, Onchocercidae. The record is from the annotation of a GenBank genome assembly.